GUGAAAGAUAAUAGACAGAAUUGAAACAAUUCAAAGAUAAUAGAUGAAAUUGAAAUUAAACUGAAAGUUAGUAGAUGAUUUUUUGAAUUAAGCCUAUAUAUAUAGUAAUAUGUAUUAUUUGAUGGACAUAAAAAAAAAAAAAGAAGUAUAAUUUGAUACCUAGGUUUUCUGCAAGUUCUCAAAUGAAAUUUGUGUAGGAUCUGCAUCUACAAUUCAUUUCCUCAUCUCAGUUCUCACAACACUAUUCUGUUUUUCCCUCUGUCUCAGCACGAUCUUUCUCUCUGUCCAAGCAUGAUUCCUGAGUUUGUCACCAGCCUCUUCCUUGCUCCUAUUAUAGAGGCGUUGAUUUCCAAAUUGGUUUCACGUGCUUCUGGACGGUGGACAGCUUCCGGUUCAAGUUCGCGUUUUGAUCCUGUAACGGAGCUGGCGAAACUUGAAGAUUCGCUCAAGAUGAUCCAGUCUGUACUUAAAGAUGCUGAGGGAAAACAGGGAAGAGAAAGUGAUGACCCUGUAAGGCUCUGGCUACAAGAUCUCCAAAAUGUAGCUUAUGAUGCUGAGGAUGUACUUGAUGGGUGUGAUUAUGAGCAUCUUGAGUACCAGCUUAACCCUCGAGGCGGGAAGAAGAAAGGCGAUAAGAAAAAGAAAAGCAGUACCCUCAGUUUCACCCUUGCUUUUGGCAAUAAGAAAAAGAAAAGCGGUACCCCCAGUUUCACCCUUAGUUCUGAUAUAGGUGACAGAAUAAAGGAUAUCAAUGCGCGCUUUGAUAGAUUAAAAGAGCGCGUUUCUCUGCUAAAUCUGAAGGCAUACCAACAAUGUCAUCCGAUUGCUAGCCAAUUUACACCGACAGACUCCCUCCUUGAUUGUCCAGAGGUUUCUGGAAGGGGAGAUGAUAUUGAGAAAAUUCUUGAGAUGCUGGAUGACUUGAGGGGGGAACAGUAUCUAGUCUCUGGCGUUUCAAUAGUUGGCAUGGGGGGCCUUGGAAAGACAACAGUAGCAAGAUCAAUAUACAAUAAGGCCAAGGAACGCUAUGAUCUAGUAGUCUGGGUGUGUGUCUCUGAAGACUUCAAUGAGCAAACAAUUGUGAGAGAGAUGUAUGAACAUUUAAAGGUUGGUGUCGUUCCAAGCAGCAUCAAUGUACUUGUUGAAGAUCUUGCACAAAAUUUAGAGAAGAAAACUUUUCUUCUCAUUCUUGAUGACGUGUGGAACAAAGAUAAAUCCAAGUGGGUUGCUUUCAACAGUCGUCUCUCAGGAAUUUUGAGGACAAAUGGGAAUUCCAUUAUGGUGACAACUCGUGAUGAAGAGGUAGCACUUGAGAUGAGGAAAAUGAAUCUUGUGCGAAAUUCUAUGCAGAUUUAUAAAAUGGAGAAGUUAUCAGAUGAUGAGUGCUGGUCAAUAAUUGAAAAGAGGGUUCUCAAACUGUCGGGACUGCAAUCAAUUUCUCCUAAUUUGAAAGAUAUUGGGGUGGAUAUUGCCAAAAGGUGUGGGGGCUUGCCAUUGAUAGCGGCUGUCAUUGGAGGAACAUUGAGCUCUAAAAUUCAAAAAUGUGCGUGGGAGGCUGUCAGAGAUAAUGAUGCAUGGAAUUUGGAUUCAGAAGAUGGAAAAUGGAUUUUAUCCAUACUGAAAAUCAGUUUUGAUCAUUUGCUUCCACCUUUGAAAAAAUGCUUCUCUUAUUGUUCAAUAUUUCCAAAAGAUUUUCGCAUUGGAAAGGAUGAUUUAGUUCAACUCUGGAUGGCUCAGGGAUUUCUUCACCAACCUAAUGAAAGCUCCAGGACAAUGGAAGAAAUUGGUGAUGCUUACUUUAACUAUUUGUUAUCUAAUUCCUUAUUUCAAGAUUUGGAAAAGAAUGGAUAUGGAGAUAUCAUUUUUUGCAAGAUGCAUGAUGUGGUGCAUGAUCUGGCAUUGGCUGUUUCAAAAGAUGAAACUUUAAUCUUGGAGUCUAGUUGCAAGAUUGACAAAAAUGCUACUAUUCUACAUUUGAGAGUCAAGCACAAUGGGAGUGGACUUCCAUGCAUUCCAACUGAUCUCUGUCAAAGGCUACGUUCUUUGUUCAUAGAAAAGGAUGCUGAUGUUUUCAAUAACGUGGCAUCUGAUCUCAAAAGUUUACGAUCUUUAAAAUUAAUGCAAGCCAAGACAGAAGAGUUGUGUCCUGCUCUUGGUGAACUAAAGCAUUUGAGAUACCUUGACAUAUCAAAUGGCAAAUUUAAAGCACUACCAGGAUCCCUUUCCAAGCUCUACCAUUUGCAAACUCUUAGACUAAACUGGUGCCAUUCUAUUCCAUGGAUCCCUGAUAAUAUGAGCAAUCUAGUGAGCUUGAGGCACCUUUAUUUUUCUAUUGAAAAGCAUGUGCCAAGGGGGCUUGGGGACCUAACUUCCCUUCAAACAUUACCUUUAUUUUUUGUAAGCAAAGAAAAGGGGAGUGGCAUUGAAGAGCUGGGAGGCUUAACCCAACUCAGAGGAGAAUUGGAGAUUCGGAACCUUGAACAAGUUGGAUCAAAAUCAGAAGCCAUAAAAGCAAACCUACAAGGAAAGACAAGAUUGCACCAUUUGAAAUUGCAAUGGAAUGAAUUGGAAGGAAACUGCAGCAACCAUGUGGAGGUUCUAGAUGGUCUUCAGCCUCACUCAAACUUGAAAAGUUUAUCCAUUUAUUGUUACAUGGGAAAGAGCUUUCCGCCAUGGAUGAUGAGUGGUGGUGCUACAUUUUUGUCUGAUAACUUGGUGGAGUUGGAAUUAGGUGAUUGGCAUAAUUGUGAACACAUUCCUAGUUUGGGACUUUUGCCUGGUCUCAAGUCUCUUUAUAUUUAUAAUUUUGAAAAUGUAAAAAGAAUAGGUCAUAAGUUUGAUGGUCCAAGAGGAGUAGAAUCAAUCAAACUGUUCCCAGCUUUGAGACAGCUCACCUUAAAAAACAUGGCAAGCUUAGAGGAAUGGGUUGAAGUCAAUGAUGAUGAUAUUGCAGUAGGAGGCAAAGUUGAGAUUGUGUUUCCUUGCCUUGAAAGUUUGAAAAUUAGGAAUUGUCAAAAGUUGGAAACUUGGUUCAUGGGUGGAUUUUCAUCUGAUCAUAAGUUGUCUUCCUUGGAGAUCCACAAUUGUGUCAAUCUGAUGGCUAUCCCAGAGGGGUUGGGAAACCUCACUUCCCUUGGGAUGUUGCAUCUUUCAGGAUUCAAGGGAGUGCAGGCUUUUCGAGAGGGGUUGGGAAACCUCACUUCCCUCAGGGCGUUGCAUCUUUCAGGAUUCAAGGGAGUGCAAGCUUUUCUAGAGGGGUUGGGAAACCUCACUUCCCUUGGGACGUUGCAUCUUUCAAGAUUUGAGGGAGUGCAAGGUUUUCCGGAGGGGUUGGGAAACCUCACUUCCCUUGGGAAGUUGCAUCUUUCAGGAUUCGAGGGAGUGCAAGCUUUUCCAGAGGGGUUGGGAAACCUCACUUCUCUUGGGACGUUGCAUCUUUCAGGAUUCGAGGGAGUGCAAGCUUUUCCGGAGGGGUUGGGAAACCUCACUUCUCUUGGGACGUUGCAUCUUUCAGGAUUCGAGGGAGUGCAAGCUUUUCCGGAGGGGUUGGAAAACCUCACUUCCCUUGGGACGUUGCAUCUUUCAGGAUUCGGCAAAGUGCAAGCUUUUCCCGAGGGGUUGGGAAACCUCACUUCCCUUGGGACGUUGCAUCUUUCAGGAUUUAGCGGAGUGCAAGCUUUUCCCGAAGGGUUGGGAAACCUCACUUCCCUUGGGACGUUGCAUCUUUCAGGAUUCGACGGAGUGCAAGCUUUUCCCGAGGGGUUGGGAAACCUUACUUCCCUUGGGGUGUUAGAUCUUUCAGGAUUCGGUGGAGUACAAGUUUUUCCGGAGUGGUUGGGAAACCUCACUUCCCUUGAGACAUUGUAUAUUUCAGGAUUCGGCAGAGGGCAAGCUUUUCCGGAGGGGUUGGAAAACCUCACUUCCCUUAGGACAUUACAUCUUUCAAGAUUCGACAGAGUGCAAGCUUUUCCGGAGGGGUUGGGAAACCUCACCUCCCUUGGGACAUUGCAUCUUUCAGGAUGCGGCGGAGUGCAAGUUUUUCCGGAGUGGUUGGGAAACCUCACUUCCCUUGAGACAUUGAAUCUUUCAGGAUUCGGCGGAGUGCAAGCUUUUCCGGAGGGGAUUCGACGGAGUGCAAGCUUUUCCGGAGGGGUUGGGAAACCUCACUUCCCUUCGGAGAUUGCAUCUUUCAGGAUUCGGCGGAGUGCAAACUUUUCCGGAGGGGUUGGGAAACCUCACUUCCCUUCGGAGAUUGCAUCUUUCAGGAUUCGACGGAGUGCAAGCUUUUCCGGAGGGUGCAAGCUUUUCCGGAGGGGUUGGGAAACCUCACUUCCCUUAAGACAUUGCAUCUUUCAGGAUUCGACGGAGUGCAAGCUUUUCCAGAGGGGUUGGGAAACCUCACUUCCCUUGGGACAUUGAAUCUUUCAGGCUUCGACCGAGUGCAAGUUUUUCUGGAGGGGUUGGGAAACCUCACUUCCCAGGAUUGAACUGAGUGCAAGCUUUUCCAGAGGGGUUGGGAAACCUCACUUCCCUUAAGCCAUUGAUGCUUUCAAAUUCACUUGAGACAUUGAAUCUUUCAAGAUUCAACAAAAUGCAAGCCUUUCCAGAGGGGUUGUGAAACCUCACUUCCUUUGGGACAUUGAAUCUUUCAGAAUUCAACCGAGUGCAAGCUUUUCUAG
Molecule: messenger RNA, 4679 nt
Organism: Rubroshorea leprosula
Lineage: Eukaryota; Viridiplantae; Streptophyta; Magnoliopsida; Malvales; Dipterocarpaceae
Source: the annotation of a GenBank genome assembly